Populus trichocarpa (black cottonwood) is the source of this 2336-nucleotide messenger RNA. RefSeq names its product sulfate transporter 1.2. NCBI's taxonomy places the organism in Eukaryota, Viridiplantae, Streptophyta, Magnoliopsida, Malpighiales, Salicaceae. The record is from RefSeq and is a predicted model, not a curated record. Bases 1 to 1980 code for a protein of 659 amino acids. Gene Ontology annotation, cellular component: membrane. Gene Ontology annotation, biological process: transmembrane transport. Gene Ontology annotation, molecular function: secondary active sulfate transmembrane transporter activity. The transcript is spliced from 13 exons.
AUGUCAUCCGCUGUUCAUUCAACUCAAGAGUACGAUAUGGAUACAAGGAGCCUGUCAUCCUCUCACCGUCAUCCUCAAGACGCACCUUAUGUUCACAAGGUUGGACUUCCUCCUAAGCAAAACCUCUUCAAGGAGUUCAAAGCCACUGUGAAAGAGACAUUCUUUGCAGAUGAUCCUCUACGUUCCUUCAAGGACCAACCAAGGUCUAAAAAGUUCAUCCUAGGUCUCCAAGCUAUCUUCCCUAUUCUUGAAUGGGGAAGAAGUUACAGUUUUGCAAAAUUUAGAGGUGACCUCAUUGCUGGGCUGACAAUUGCUAGUCUUUGCAUUCCCCAGGAUAUUGGGUAUGCAAAGCUUGCAAAUUUGGAUCCUCAGUACGGAUUGUACUCCAGCUUUGUUCCACCUUUGAUAUACGCCUUCAUGGGUAGUUCAAGAGACAUCGCAAUAGGACCAGUGGCUGUGGUGUCUCUCUUGCUGGGGACUCUGCUUCAGAGUGAAAUUGCUGAUCCUGUAGCCAAUGCUGCAGAAUAUCGGCGGCUGGCAUUUACAGCUACAUUUUUUGCCGGAAUCACCCAAGUAACCCUUGGGUUUUUGAGGUUGGGGUUCCUAAUCGACUUUCUAUCCCAUGCUGCUAUUGUUGGUUUCAUGGGUGGAGCUGCCAUCACAAUUGCCCUCCAACAGCUUAAGGGUUUUCUUGGAAUAAAAAAAUUUACUAAGAAAACUGAUAUUGUUUCUGUAAUGCACUCAGUAUUUGCCUCAGCUCAUCAUGGAUGGAACUGGCAAACUAUUGUUAUGGGUGUGAGCCUUUUAUCUUUCCUCCUUUUUGCCAAGUACAUUGGAAAGAAGAACAAGAAAUUAUUCUGGGUGCCAGCAAUUGCCCCAUUGAUAUCUGUUAUUCUGUCAACUUUUUUUGUGUAUAUAACCCGUGCAGAUAAGGACGGAGUUCAAAUUGUGAAACACAUAGAGAAAGGAAUAAAUCCGUCCUCUGUGAAUCAAAUAUAUUUCAGUGGUGACCAUAUGCUAAAAGGUGUUAGGAUUGGUAUUGUGGCUGCAAUGAUUGCUUUGACGGAAGCCAUAGCAAUUGGAAGAACAUUUGCCGCCAUGAAGGACUAUCAGCUGGAUGGAAACAAAGAAAUGGUAGCACUAGGAACUAUGAAUAUUGUUGGUUCAAUGACUUCUUGCUAUGUGGCAACAGGUUCAUUUUCUCGAUCAGCUGUGAAUUUCAUGUCUGGCUGCCAAACUGCUGUCUCCAACAUUGUUAUGUCGAUUGUUGUAUUUUUGACCUUGCAAUUUAUCACACCUCUUUUCAAGUACACCCCAAAUGCUGUACUCUCAGCCAUCAUUAUAUCAGCUGUGAUCGGCCUAGUUGAUUAUGAUGCAGCAUAUUUGAUAUGGAAGAUUGAUAAAUUUGAUUUUGUUGCUUGCAUGGGAGCAUUCUUUGGUGUUGUUUUUGUCUCUGUUGAGAUUGGCCUCUUGAUUGCGGUGUCGAUAUCCUUUUUCAAACUUCUCUUACAAGUUACCAGGCCCCGAACUGCAAUUCUGGGAAAAUUACCUAGGACAGCUGUAUACAGAAACAUUCUUCAAUAUCCUGAAGCAACUAAGGUUCCUGGUGUUUUGAUUGUGAGAGUUGAUUCUGCAAUCUACUUUUCUAACUCCAAUUACAUUAAAGAAAGGAUAUUGAGAUGGUUGAUAGAUGAGGAAGAGUUGGUAAACAAAUCCGGCCAACCAAAAAUCCAGUUUUUGAUAGUGGAGAUGUCACCCGUUACCGACAUCGACACCAGUGGCAUCCACGCUUUGGAAGAGUUAUACAGAAGUCUCCAGAAAAGAGAGAUUCAGCUUAUCCUAGCAAAUCCUGGCCCAGUCGUGAUUGAUAAGCUCCACGCCUCUGAUUUUGCACAGCUGAUUGGAGAGGACAAGAUCUUCCUUACGGUUGCUAAUGCUGUGGCAGCAUGUUCUCCAAAAUUAAUGGUGGAAGUAGUUUGAGAUGAGGUUUUUCUGUCUGAGAAAAUGGGAUUUCACUGCCUACGGUGUGGCAUUAGAGAAUGGGAGGGAGGGAGGGAGCUAAUGUUGUGGGUCAUUAUAAGGGUGGUUUGUCUAGUGGGGUGUCGUCAGUGACUGCUACCUUAGCUCCCCCAAUCACCAUAAAGCAGGAAAGGCGCAUUAUGAUAUGCUCUCCAAAUAAGGGAUAAGAUUCAAGGAGGGAAGGCAAAAAGGAGAAGAAAAUGGGGUGAUACCACGAUAAGGAUCUGUUCUCUCUUUUCUUUUCCUUUCUUUUCUCUCCAUUUCCCCCCAGUUUUCAUGUAUCUCUAUCCUAUAAAUCUCUUGAAUUUUGCUCUUCA